This is a messenger RNA of Astyanax mexicanus (Mexican tetra), 3759 nucleotides long. RefSeq names its product NHS-like protein 2. The transcript is spliced from 5 exons. NCBI's taxonomy places the organism in Eukaryota, Metazoa, Chordata, Actinopteri, Characiformes, Acestrorhamphidae. The record is from RefSeq and is a predicted model, not a curated record. Gene Ontology annotation, biological process: cell differentiation. Bases 472 to 2766 code for a protein of 764 amino acids.
CAUAUAAAUACACACACACUCACUCACAUACUCACACACUUAAUAUCAACCGCUGGCUCCAGACACUGACGGCAUCCACAUCUGGGUAGAACUGGCUCAACAUCAGCAGCAUCCAGCGAACUUGAACUCAGAGAGGAAGCGAGCAGCCCACUUCCUAUCGUCAUGGUAACAGCAUGUGAAUGCAUUGGGCCAUAUUGGUAAGCUAGCAAAAGAGAGAGAGAGCAAGCGAGGGAGAGCGGGAGUGUGAGAGAGAGAGAGAGAGAGAGAGAGAGAGAGAGAGAGAAAGAGAGAGGGCAAGCAAGUGGGAACUGCAUCAGAAAACACAGCUCAGUCUCCAGAGCCAUCUGAAAGGUUGUGAACGCAUAUCUCACAAUGCACCAAGGAAAGCUUGUCAAGGAACUGAUGGAUUCCUUCUACAUUUCAUGAAUAAACAGUCUUAAAACCAUUUCUAGCUUGGCCUCUUUGGGAAACAUGGAUCACACAGCCCUAUUUUGCCCAUCCCAGACAUGGACGGGCCCCAAUGUUUCAACCUUCUCCUCUGAGUGGGAUGACUCUGUGAAUUCCUACCUUUUGGCACCUGAUGUGAUCAAGCCUCCCCCACAGUUCCAAGAUCCAGAAGAACCGUGCCAGUCCCCACCAGCUAGCUCCACCGUCAUUAGAAGGAAGGAUAAAGAACGCCGGAGCAGACCUGCCAGUGCUAUGGAGCCCCAUAGACGAUCACUGUCCCUUUCCACAGCCAUUACCUCCAACCCAGCUGUAACUCGCAGGAGAUGUGAAAGCUAUGCCUUGUCUUAUCCUAGCAGCAGCUCGGAGGACAGCGGCAGCGAUAGCACAUCUGUGAGGAAAGGGGACCAACUGCCUGAUGCGGUGCCUCAGUCCAAGGCCAGGAGUAUCAUUCUGCGAAAGGCUAAACGGAAACCAGCACCACCUGUACGGACAGUCUCACUGCAAAGGCUGACAGACUUGAAGCCUACAGAGCGCAGAACACAGAGCCUGUACAUCCCCAACGACAGCCAAAAUGCCAUGCUCCUUCCAGACCUUAUUCCCGUACAUAAAGCAGAGGCUGGUCAUUCAGAGCAGACCACCUAUUCUUCUGAAGCACCAGUAAGUGGAAAGGCUCCAGUGAGUCAGCCCCCCUCCAGUCACAGGCCGCUUAAAGAGCUACGGUCUAGUGAGCCAUGCAAGCCUAGCUCAGUUCCUUCUGUUGGACCUCCUAUAAAUGAAGCCACAAAGAUGGCUUACAACUCUGACCUUAACAACUCCCCAUCGUCCUCUCGUUCUUCUCCUUCUCAACCCUCCAUCUCCUCCCCCUCCAAACCAGCGGGGUCAGCCUCACCCUCCAGUGGCUACUCAAGCCAGUGUGAGACUCCCACCCAGUCAGUCUCAGUUAUAGCCGGACCCUCUUCGAUGAGCUGCAGGAUGCGCCCCAAGCCAUCCAGUGCUGUCCCUGGCCAACGGGUCAGGAACAGUCGGACUCGGUUAUCCCUGCAGUUGCCUGAAAUGCAAGAAACAAAACCCAUCCCUAAUCCAGAACCUUCCCCUGUCCACCCAGCAAAAGCAAGUCGCCGCUACUCAGACACCUCUGCCACUGCAAGACCUAAACAAAGACUGAGCAGCAGUAUGCUGAUCAUGCCAGUGGUGACUCAGGAAGACCUAAACAAGGUGCGCUUGCGUUCAGUCAGUAGUUUUGACCUGGACAACACACCUGCAAAUGUUUCUGGUGUGAUAGAGGAGGAAAGCGAAAGGGAUGGAAGCUCUGCGACUGCUCAACAGAGUCCUAAAAUCAAACCCCCUGUAGCGCCCAAACCUCCUGUGUCCAAACGGCCAUCGACUGGUGUGGCAAAGUCCAGUUUUGGCACAUCAUCUGGUGCAGAUCUGCCGCCACCCUCUACCAGUUAUGAGCAGGAUAAUAUUUAUUCAACAGUUAACAAAGUCAAGCCAAAUUCAGUUCUUCCACCCACGUCUAAUUCUUUCACUGACCAUGGGCAUCACCAGGUACUUCAGCAGCAGCAGCAGUAUGACUAUCAUAUGUCUCAACAGCAUAUGAAAGAGACCAUUGGUACACAAUCCUUAUGCAACUCUGGGGUCCCAAAUGUUCCAUCCUUAAAUACUGCCAGCCAUAAAAAAACAAGUGAACCCCAAAAGAAGAGAAGAGCACCAGGUCCUCCAGUUCCAAAAAGACGUGAUACAACAAACUUACCUUGUGAUAACACUUAUGCGAUGGAGAAUUUGGAUCAGCAACUCCACUCUCCUCCUGAUUAUUCUAAUACUGGAAACUCUCAAAAGGAAUACCAUGUCACAGUGUAUGGACUCAUUCCCACUUUCCCACAUUCUGGUGAAAGAGAACAUUUGCCUGAGUACGAGUCAUGUCAUAGAGUGACAGAGGAGGACCAAGGGCCCGACGUUGGUGUUCUGCAGUUGGGGGGUGAAGAGGAUGAGGUAUUUCUUCACAAGUCCGCAUCUCACACAACAGAGGACUUGUUCACCAUAAUUCACAGGUCCAAGAGGAAACUCUUGGGUCGCAAAGAUUCCUUUGACAACAAGCAGGGGGACUUGGGCACUCAGACGAUCGGUGGUGUUUCCAAGGCUAGUUCCCAGAAUGAUAACUUCAUGGCUCUCCUGAGAAGAACAAGAAGUGCCAAGGCCAGCUCCAGGAGCCGAAUCUCAGCCACAGAGCUUCUGAGGAGCUCCAAGCCUUCAGCCCCUGGGGCACCAGAGCUGACCGGCUACAAAAACCACUACACAAUGCAAUCACAUGGUCCUUGAACUUCUAUCUUUGAGUCUGUUGUCAUUGAUGUUGUCUUAGCUCAAAAUGACAUUGCCACAGUUUUGCUUGCUUAAGCUUUUGAAAUAUCUGUUGUUUAAGUAUGCAGUAAUUUCACAAUUCAGACUUUGUUUUACCUUCGGAAUUAUUCUCUUUUUUUGGUAACUAAAGAAUCAGAAAUGUAAACUCAGUAAAGAGUUAUUUUCUGCAAAUUGCAGAAAAAUAAUUUCUAUGUAAAUAUGCGUACAGACAGAGUUGGUUAUAUCUUAUAUCUAUGUCUAAAUGUCAGUUAUAUUGUAUACAUUAUUAUAUUGAACAGAUUUUGUUUUGGGCCCUUAUGUUCUGGUCUGCUUUGAGUGAAAUCAACAUUGUGCCAAACGGCAUAAUAAUGCUGUAUAUUAAUGACUGUUUCCUGAACAUGUUGCUGUAGAUUUGCACACAUUCAAAGUAUUAUUGAAUUUCCAUCUAAAUGUGACAAGUAUUGACAGAUGUCUUACUUUUAGGCACAGUGCAUGUAACACAACCAAUUAGGAAUUCCAGUAAAGACACAAAAUAUAGAUUUUCACUGCCAAAAAAUGCCUGGUCAUUGGAAUGUGAGAGACACCUGCGGAAGAGCUUGCAUGAACAAUGGGAGGGAAUUAAUAUAAUCUUCAGGUCACUCCAACUAAAUCUGCAGUGCCAUCACACGCCUGUUGCAGCUCGACUGAAUGGAUUACAUGCGUCACAACCUGUGAAAGCACUUUACUACGCUGUUUUACUUUUCUUUCUUUCUUUUAACCAAAUGAAUUAUUUUUUUCUUUUACAUUUAAGAGCUUAAUGGCUUAAUGUUGGUAUGAUUUAUUAUGUAUUUUUGUUUCAAUGGACACCAACGACUGUGUGAAAUAUGUGGAGCUUAGCUGCUUUAUGGAAGGACUGUGCGGUUCUUCUGUCAACCCAUAUGGCAUGGUAAGUGCAUUGGACCAACAUAAUAUAAAUAAAAAAAUACACAAAUAAUA